CUCCGUUGCACCGUUCUAAUAUACGCAUCAGCCUGUUUUUGAGAUCAGUUCAGAAUGACAUAACGGUUUGCUCCGCUGCCUCAAAAGCAGCGCCACGAUGAUGAAGAGGUUUGUGACUUUGGUGCUGCGCGGCCUUGUUAGCCUGUCCAAGGAGAACUCCAUCUGGGCAAAAGAUUGCCAUCGACCACCGAAGAAGGUGAUCAGGAGGAAGAGGAGGAUGGUGAAAAGAGCUAGGACCAUGGGAGGACGCACCUUUGUGAGGGGGAUGAUAUUGACGGUGUACCUCAGUGAUGGGGAACAAGCAAUGACGGAGGUGCCCAUCACCCCUGAGACAACAUGUCGAGACGUUGUCGAGUUCUGCAAAGAGCCGGGUGAGAGCGGCUGCCACCUGGCUGAGGUCUGGAGAGGCAAUGAGCGAGCUAUCCCAUUUGAGCACAUGAUGUAUGAACAUCUGCAGAAAUGGGGACCUCGGAAACAGGAGGUCAAGUUCUUCCUGCGGCAUGAAGAUUCACCCACUGAAAACAGCGACCAGGGGAGUCAGCAGUCUCAAGAUCAGACGACCCGCAGAAGUGGGAGCAGCGGAGACAAGAAUAAUGAGAACGGGGUGGGGAAUCAGCGUGUGGAGCUGACGCUGACGGAGCUGCAGGAGAUGGCCACACGGCAACAGCAGCAGAUCGAGGCGCAGCAGCAGAUGCUUGUUGCAAAGGAGCAGCGUCUGCGUUACCUGAAACAGCAGGAGCGGCGUCAGCAGCAAACUGUUUCGGAGAGCGAGAAGUUGCAGCGGCUGAAGGAGCGUGUGGAGAGUCAAGAGGCGAAGCUCAAGAAAAUUCGGGCAAUGAGAGGCCAGGUGGACUACAGCAAGGUCAUCAACGGCAACUUGUCGGCAGAGAUCGAGCAAGUCAGCGGUCUCUUCCAAGAGAAGCAAGCUGAGCUGCAAGCUGCUGUGCUGAGGGUGGAGCAGCUGAGCCUGCAACUGGAGGACCUGCGGCGUGGGAAGCUCAACGGCAUCCAGACGACUCUGGGAGGGCAAGUGACUGGCGCGGCCGCCCUGGAACUGCGUAAGCUCUACCAGGAGCUCCAGAUUCGCAACAAAUUGAACCAGGAGCAGAACAGCAAGCUGCAGCAACAGAAGGAGCUCUUGAACAAACGCAACAUGGAGGUGACACUCAUGGACAAGCGCAUCAGUGAACUGAGGGAACGCCUCUACAAGAAAAAAGCUGAGGCACGUCAAAAAGAGAACCUUCCUCUUAACAGAGCCAACGGGCCUCCAUCCCCCCAGCCAGCUCCUGGCACAUUGGGUCGCGUGGCUGCUGUUGGACCGUACAUCCAAGUCCCUGUCCCAGGAAGACCUGAGGGAAACUACGCUAUACCACCUGACCCCCUGAAGCCGCAGUCUCUGGGCGUUAAUAACCAGUCUAAUCAAGGCCGCGCCAAAUCAGACGGUGUGCGAAAGCCUCCUGCCACUUGGAAGGUGUCAGAUUUAGACAUCGUUGUGGACCCAGUUUCCCAGCCCCCUCCAGAAUCAGGCCCCGGAGCCUCAGCUGGCUCCGAUGGGACGUCCCCUAACGAAAGUGGUUGGCCUGCCUUGGGAAAAACCAGCAACACCCUGAAACCUCCAGAGAGGAGAGACUCUGGGAGCGACACGCAGGGCAAGACCCCUUCAUCCCCCGUCGCCCCAGGAGGUCCAGACAAGGUGUCUUCACCUGCCAUCUCCAAGCCUCAGCCUCCACCCUACGGCUCCCAUCUUACCUCAGCAAACUCAGCUAGCUCCCUGGACCGCCGCAAGGAUGUACCACUUUCUCGACCGCUCCCAAACCCACCUGCACCCGCUUGGCCCCGCCUCCCACCUGCGACUGGCUCGUCCUCACAGCAAAUUCAGCAGCGUAUCUCAGUGCCGCCAAGCCCGACUUUCCAACCCAAUGCUCCGCUCUUCCCGCCGGGAAUCAGCGAGCGCCUUGAUCCUCCUCCUGCUGUGGCUGUACGGCCGUUUAUUCCAGACAGAGGGUCCCGCCCUCAGUCCCCUCGAAAAGGACCAGCCACCAUGAAUUCCAGCUCUAUCUAUCACAUGUACCUCCAGCAGGCAGCACCAAAGAGUCAGCCCCUGAAGCCUGCCCUCAAAGCUGUUUAUGGCAAGCCAGUGCUUCCAUCCAGCUCCACUCCACCAUCGCCUCUACCUUUCAGCCAGACAGGGGGAGCCUUCCCUUUGCUUCAGGGUCCACCAGGCGGCGAGGAUGCACUGGAUGGAGAGCUGGAUGACUUGGAGGGCUUCCAGCACCUGGAGCCAUCAGCCCCGCCGCCCAGCGUGGAGAACAUUCCUCGCCCACUGAGUCCCACGAAGCUAACACCAAUGGUACACUCCCCACUGCGCUACCAAAGUGACGCCGACCUUGAGGUGCUCCGUAAGAAGCUUGCCAACGCUCCUAGGCCCCUGAAGAAACGCAGCUCCAUCACAGAACCGGAAGGUCCCAGUGGGCCUAACAUCCAAAAGCUACUCUAUCAGAGGUUCAACACUCUGGCAGGAGGAAUCGAAGGAGGCGGCGGGGGUGGAUCCGGAGGUGGAAAUGGUGCCGGAAGUGGAACGCCUUUUUACCAGCCAGCUAAUCCUGCAGGCCUUUUGGGUGGAGACUCUGCGGGUGAUUCUGACAAUGGCAACCUUUUGCCUGAGAUGCCGCUUCCUCCACCGCCUGGGCCAGAGGAGCUGGGCUCUGAGGCUCUACUGCCAUCUACUGACGCUAAUGACAACCAGCCGCUUCCUCCCCCACCCGAAGGGCUGGCAGAUGCUGCUGAAGGUGAGGAAGUGGAAGACAACGACAACAAUAACAACACUGCGGAAUGUGAGGCGCUGCUUCCGAGCCCUGUGCCGGAGGUCAGCACUCCUGAGGAGAGUGGCACCAUCCUGGCACAACCUUCGCGAACCAACCUGAAGAAGCCUGACUCAGAGCGCACGGGCCACGGUUUCAGGGUGAAGUUUAACCCUCUGGCUCUGCUGCUGGACGCGUCACUGGAGGGGGAAUUCGACCUCGUGCAGAGGAUCAUCUACGAGAUGGGACCUCCUCUUUUCCAGGUGGAAAACCCAAGCACGCCCAACGACGAGGGCAUCACGCCGCUGCACAAUGCCGUGUGUGCCGGACAUCAUCAUAUUGUCAAGUUCCUGCUGGAUUUUGGUGUCAACGUCAACGCUGCCGACAGUGACGGGUGGACACCCCUUCACUGCGCCGCCUCCUGCAACAGUGUUCACCUGUGCAAGUUGUUGGUGGAGUCAGGGGCGGCCAUCUUUGCCAGCACUAUCAGUGACGUGGAGACGGCAGCGGAUAAGUGUGAGGAGAUGGAAGAAGGCUACAUCCAGUGCUCCCAGUUCCUAUAUGGUGUUCAAGAGAAGUUGGGAGUGAUGAACAAGGGCACUGUCUACGCACUGUGGAAUUACGAAGCUCAGAACCAGGAUGAGCUUUCCUUCGGUGAGGGAGACGCCAUCACCAUUCUGCGACGACAGGAUGACAACGAAACGGAAUGGUGGUGGGCGCAGCUAGAAGACAAAGAGGGCUAUGUGCCCCGUAACCUACUCGGGCUCUAUCCACGGAUCAAGCCUCGGCAGCGUUCUUUAGCCUAGAGUCUGGCGCCCCCCUCUCUGGACAAAACCAAGAGCAGAGAACAAAAAGGAGCCUGGCGCUCCGUCUUCUCCCAACAACUGUCUUCUUCCUUUGCCUGGUGCUUCGCUUAAAAUUCCUUUUCUCUAAAGCAGCAGGCAACAGACACGUUAUUUUACAUACACAUGUGAACACAAGCACUCCAGAUGGAACGAUCCAUCUUUGGACUUGGUUAUCCUGUGAACUCAUCCGCUCUGUAACAGACCUAAACUUGAAAACCCUCCUCUCAUUAUUUAUUGCUCUCCCUGUCAUCUCAUUCUGCCCCUUAUGUUUUCAUGUCAGUUUUUGUUUACACAACACUUAAAGAUUACAGGAAUUUUGCUUUUGUUUUUCAAUGAUUUUUAUUGGUAGCCAUUUUUAAUGUCUAUACUCCUCUACUACAAAAAAAAUAACAAGAAAUACUGGCAAGUUCUUCAGGCAUUUUAUGUUCAUGAUAUUUUUUUUGUACUUUAACAAACCAAAAAUAAGUUGAAAGUAUAUGGAAUUGUUGAUGCUUUCAGACAGUAUUAAUUUAACCUGUCGCGGAAAUGCUAAUAGCUGCACAGUAGCUGUGUGUCCGUAUUAAUGAUCAAUUAACUCUGUCAAUAUUCAAUUUGUCAGGUUGUUAAAAAAAUAUUAGCAGAUUAAAAGAUGAAUUUAACUACUAUUUUUCUAAAGUGAUGAAAAGAGUUAAAGCAGCUUUUUUAAAACCAAAUGCAUUAAUCGCUGCGACGCUAACAAUCUGUAAAUGUGUGUAAACGUCAUAGAACCUAUGGUGGAAGAUGAAUCUGCAUUUACAAAUUUAGAGCUUCUGUUCGUCUCUAUGGUUUUAUAUUUCAGUGUGUAAUAGAGUUAAGAAAAAGUUAAAUCAAACUUAAAUCUCUACCAGAAAAGUCAAGGGUUUCAAAGCAGCAGUGACAAACUCCUUCACAAACACUCAGGAUUGACAUCAUGCUGCUGACACUGUCCCCACCACAAGUGAUCACGUUUGUAUUUAACAGCUCAAAUUCAAAGUUUCUGUGUCACCAAAGUAUUUUAUGAUUUAACUGCAUUCAGACUUCACCAAACUGUGCAUCCCAUCCCCUUUCAGACUCCCGCCAUCCCUGAAACACAGCUAUGCUACAUGUACAGACUGGUACAUGUGCUGUCACCUCUAGUGAACAUCUCAAUGUGUUUUUGAACCUUCGAGUGACUGAAUAUUUUGCCAUGUGUGCAAGUGACCCAGGCUUCAUGAAUUAAACCUGUACAUAGUGUGAGGUGUGCUAAAAAAAAAGUGUGUUUGCUGUAUGGACAAGUGAGCUCUAUGUACAAAUGCUGUACUCACACAUGCAAUUCUGUAAAUGUGAACAAUAAAACAGAAGCUCUGGCAUGAA
Synchiropus splendidus (mandarinfish) is the source of this 4996-nucleotide messenger RNA. RefSeq names its product protein phosphatase 1, regulatory subunit 13Bb (gene ppp1r13bb). NCBI's taxonomy places the organism in Eukaryota, Metazoa, Chordata, Actinopteri, Syngnathiformes, Callionymidae. Gene Ontology annotation, molecular function: p53 binding. Gene Ontology annotation, biological process: regulation of apoptotic process. The record is from RefSeq and is a predicted model, not a curated record. The transcript is spliced from 18 exons. Bases 98 to 3607 code for a protein of 1169 amino acids. Gene Ontology annotation, cellular component: nucleus.